CAACUUGGGCUUGGCAAUGACCGCAUAAGCGCUAACGAAACACGCUUCCAUCGAAACGAUUCGAGGAAAGCGUUUCUUGUUGUGUACAGGUCUUGUUAUUAAUUUGUUGCAUAUUCUGGUUGAAUUUGUUUGGUUUUUCAAUUAAAUAUUCGUCGAAAAAUAAUCAUGAAGAGAUCCACUGCUAAUGCUCCAAAAUUGUCUCCAAAACAUGAAAGCGAAAGUGAUCCUAAGAAAGUGAAGCUUGAAGAAGAGGCGAAGCCAACCGUUAAUCAAGCCCCAACUGGGCGGGAAAUUGUUGAAAAUUAUCUGAAAGGAGAUGUAACCGCUGCGGUUUUAUAUCGGAAAAUCUGCAAUGCACUGGAAACUUUCGAGCAAUGGGAAUCUGAAGCUCCGAAAAUUCAGCUUUUAGAUCAAUUUCUGAAUAUCGCGGACGCCAUGGAAGCGAGAACAGAGACACUUGUCAAAAGGCUUUUGAGUCUCCGAUGGGAUAAAAUUCCUGGAUCAGUGAUUGAGAGAUUCCGUAAUUUUCUCUGCGAACUUGCGAUCCGUCAUCUUUGUUUCACAGAAGAAGUCUAUUCUGCCGUCGUUGAACGACUUGUUCCCCAAAUUUCAGUAACUGAAGAGACAGGAGUCGUAACUCUAAUUCUCACAGAAAAAGUUCAAAAUGAGCAUUUUGAAAUGGCUCAUCAUAUCAUUUCAAGUGUUCUCAGAUGUUUUCCCCUCUCGGCUAGAGCUCUUCUGAAAUGUGUGAAACGAGUUAUGCCACAUUUUACACGUCCAUCUGUCACAGUGGCUGGCUAUAUGAGAAAUCUCAUUUUGAUGCAGAAAUACAUUCCAGCAAGUAUUUCCAAAGACGUUUGGGAAGCAGUUUUCGAACGGCUAGCUAAAGAUGAUACACAUAAUUGGAAAUGCGAGCAAAACGAAGAAAUGAGCAAAAGUCCUCGACUAUUCGCAUUAAAUGAUGAUAUUCUAAUAGAAGAAGUCGUUGAGGGAAAUACAAAUGAUUCAGAAGAUGUUACACCAGAACAAUUGGAACAAAGAAAAGGAGAACAAAUGAUUCAAUAUUUGGACUCAGUGUGCACGGAUGUUAUCACAUUCAUUAGAAGCUCAGUUGAUUCUGAAAUAGACGAAGAAAAUGGAAAUGAACGAACAAAAUUGAAUGACAAAUGGCUCAGAAACUUUAAAAUCACUGGAGACAAAGUACUACCCAAGGAGAAGCUUUUUGACACAUUUCUAGAAUGUCUUGAAUCGACAAUGCUCAAUGCAACUCAUGUUCAAUACGUCUCAUUUAUUUGGUUGUAUUUUUGUUCGUUAAGCCAGGAAUACGAGAAGAAAAUGUUGGAGCAUCUGUGGCAGGUGACCAUUCGAAUGCCAAGAGCCCCGGCUGAUGCGAGAAAAAGUCAGGGAGCUGCUUCGUAUUUGGCCGCUUUUUUGGCAAGAGCCAAAUAUGUCAAGAAGAGCACUGCAUUCACGUGGCUUGAAGAAGUGUACAUUUGGCUCCGUCACUACGUUGAUCAAUUCGGUUCUGGAAGUUCUCAAAUCCUUCCCGGACUUCAAAGACAUGGAACAUUUUACUCGGUUUCUCAAGCAUUUUUCCUCGUCUUUGCGUUCAGAUAUAAGGAAUUUGUCAAGAAUAAAGAUAUGCUGGAAACAAUCCGUCGCUGGGGAGUUGGAAGAGUUGUGCAUUCUCCGUUGGAGCCCCUGAAAUACGUGUCAAAACCAGUUGCCAGAUGCUUUUCAGCUAUAACAAGAUCCUUGCAACUUGUCUACUGUAAUCACAUCAUUCCAAUUGAAGAAGUUCAACGACCAUUUGAUGAUAUGUUCCCAUUUGAUUGUUAUCAUUUGAAAGAAAGCAGCAAGUUCAUGACUCCAUUAAUGCGAAAAUUCUCUCCAUUGGCGGAAGACAUGUCUACACUUACAAAAGCAUUGUGCUGGAAUGCUGCGACGGCUGAUAAAUCAGAAAAGUCAGCAGAGGCAGUUUCAAGUUCAGAAGGUCUCGAUUUCUUGGAUGAAGAUGAUGCUAUGAUGAUGGGUGGAUCCUCAGGAUACCGCGAACGUACAUUCUCCUGUGGACAAAGCUCGCUGAUCAACUACUCGGCAACUCCUGGACUACAGACUUUCAACGUCUAAAUAAAUAUCUGUUUUCCAUAUUUUAUUGUUUUGUUGCUGAUUUUCUCCAUGUUUUCCUUCGUUUUUUUCUGGCAUUUUCUUGAGUUACUUUUGUCGUUGAUUUACCUCAUUAAAUUGUAUUAUAUUAAUUUUUUUUCCAUUUUCAUUUUCUCCCCGGGACUUUUACGCGAAAAAAUUGUAGAAACUUCCCCGUAAACUUCCGUAGUCAUUUUCCCCGAUUUUUUUCUUGAAUGUCAUUCUCCAUUCUCUGCUCCAGUCUUAUCUUAGUUUCAAUUGUUUAAUUAAGACUUCCAAAUCUAUUAAUCAUUUUCCUUCAACGUUUAAUUUAAAUUUUUUACCCCGAAAAAUCAUAAAAAUUCAAAUGUUAGUCAUG
Caenorhabditis elegans is the source of this 2503-nucleotide messenger RNA. RefSeq names its product RNA polymerase I-specific transcription initiation factor tif-1A (gene tif-1A). The record is from RefSeq and is marked reviewed. The coding region runs from base 166 to 2130 and encodes 654 amino acids. The transcript is spliced from 10 exons. Gene Ontology annotation, molecular function: RNA polymerase I general transcription initiation factor activity. Gene Ontology annotation, biological process: transcription initiation at RNA polymerase I promoter; transcription by RNA polymerase I. Lineage: Eukaryota; Metazoa; Nematoda; Chromadorea; Rhabditida; Rhabditidae. Gene Ontology annotation, cellular component: nucleolus.